AUGUAUGAACCUAUUCCCAGUUCACAAGUUGCGUUAAGGGUAGCUGGCAGUUUGCAGAAUACAAGAAAGUUAAAACCCAACGAUAAAGCUGGAAAGGGAGAGACUUUAAGAAACCUUGGCAUUGCCUAUCAGAGCUUAGGCGAUUUUCAUAAGGCAAUCGAGUACCAUGAGCGUUACUUACAAAUUGCAAAAGAAGCGGGGGAUAAAGCUGGAGAAGGACAAGCUUAUGGAAUUCUUGGCAUUUUCUAUGAUAGCUUAGGCGAUUCUCACAAGGCCAUUAAGUACCAUAAGCGUCAUCUACAAAUUGAAAAAGAAGUCGGGGACAAAGCUGGAGAAGGAGGAGCUUAUGGAAAUCUUGGUAAUGCUUACCUGAGCUUAGGCGAAUUUCAUAGGGCAAUCGAGUGCCAUGAGCGUCUUCUACAAAUUUCAAAAGAAGUGGGGGAUAAAGCUGGAGAAGGAGGGGCUUAUGGAAAUUUUGGCUGUGCCUAUUUUAGCUUAGGCGAUUUUCACAAAGCAAUUGAGUGCCACGAGCGUCGUCUACAAAUUGCAAAGGAGGUGGGAGAAAAAGAUGGAGAAGGACGGGCAUAUGGUAAUCUUGGCAGUGCCUAUCAGUGCUUAGGCGAUUUUCAUAAGGCCAUUGAGUACCAUGAACGUCAUUUACAAAUUGCAAAAGAAGUUGGGGACAAAGCUAGAGAAGGAUGGGCUUAUGGAAGACUUGGCAUUGCCUAUGAUAGUUUAGGCGAUUUUUCUAAGGCACUAAGUUACCAUAAGCGUCAUCUACAAAUUGCAAAAGAAGUGGGGGAUAAAGCUGGAGAAGGAGCGGCUUAUGGAAAUCUUGGCAUUGCCUAUGAUAGCUUAGGCGAUUUUCAUAAGGCCAUCGAGCACCAUAAGCAUGACCUACAAAUUGCUAAAGAAGUGGGGGACAAAGCUGGAGAAGGACGGGCUUAUGGAAAUCUUGGCAAUGCCUAUCAGAGCUUAAGCGAUUUUCAUAAGGCAAUUGAGUACGAUGAGCAUUUCCUACAAAUAUCAAAAGAAUUGGGGGAUAAAGUUGGAGAAGGACGGGCUUAUGGAAUUCUUGGCAAUGCCUAUCAGAGCCUGAGCGAUUUUCAUAAGGCCAUCGAUUACCACAAGCGUGACCUGGAAAUUGCAAAAGAAGUGGGGGAUAAAGCUGGAGAAGGACGGGCUUAUGGAAAUCUUGGCAAUGCCUAUGAUAGCUUAGGUGAUUUUCAUAAGUCAAUUCAGUACCAUGAGCGUCACCUACAAAUUGCAAAAGAAGUGGGGAAUAAAGCUGGAGAAGGACGGGCUUAUGCAAAUCUUGGCAAUGCCUAUGACAGCUUAGGCGAUUUCCAUAAGGCAAUCGAGUACCAUGAGGUUGACCUCCAAAUUGCAAAAGAAGUGGGGGACAGAGCUGGAGAAGGAGGGGCAUAUGGAAAUCUUGGCAAUGUCUAUGAUAGCCUGGGCGAUUUUCGUAAGGCAAUCGAGUACCAUAUGCGUCGUUUACAAAUUGCAAAAGAAGUGGGGGAUAAAAGUGGAAAAGGACGAGCUUAUGGAAAUCUUGGCAAUGCCUAUCAGACCCUAGGCGAUUUUCAUAAGGCAAUCGAGUAUCAUGAGCGUCGUCUACAAAUUGCAAAAGAAGUGGGGGAUAAAGCUGGAGAACGAACUGCUUAUGGAAAUCUUGGCAAUGCCUUUGCGAGCUUAGGCGAUUUUCAUAAGGCGAUCCAGUACCAUGAGCGUCAUCUACAAAUUUCAAAAGAAGUGGGGGAUAAAGCUGGAGAAGGACGGGCUUAUGGAAAUCUUGGCAAUACAUAUUUUAUGCUUAAAAAUCUAAAUAAAGCAAUUUUAUACCUUGAGCGUAAUCUACAGACAGCGAAAGAAUUGGGAGACAAAUUUGGGAUUGCAACAUCUCUGUAUAAUCUUGGUAAAGUCUUUGAAGUUAGAGGAUCGUUUUCGCGUGCCCUUGAUUGCUUUAGUUCCAGUUGGUCGAGGCUGAAUGAAAUAAGGGAUCAUCUCCAGUUUAAAGAGAAAUGGAAAAUUAGCUACCGUGAGACAUAUAAUAUGGUAUACAAUAGUUUCUGGCGUCUCCAUUUAAGCCAAGGUGAAGUUAAUGAUGCCUUGCGUGUUGCUGAGGAUGGACGGGCACAGGCUCUCAAAGAUCUCAUAGAAGAAAAUUAUGGGUGUCAAGAGAAGUACUCCUGGUCUCAUUCUUCAUUUAAGUCAACUGGUUCCUCCCUUCGAUCUAUUCCUUCAACAACAGUUUUCAUAGCUCUCAAUAGGCAAGAAAUCAUAUUCUGGGUUAUAAGGAAAGAUGAAGAAGUCACCUUGAGGAGAAGAGAGGUAGGAGACUAUGUUUCAGAAGAAGACGUGAGAACUUUCCUUUCGACUCUAAACCGUACUGCCUUGGACGAAAUCGGUGUACCUACUGGUGUUAAAAUCGAAAAUCGCUCGCUUGAUGAGUCACGUGAGGUGGAGUGUACGACUGAAAGGGCCCCUGUCAGUGUUUCUCAGCCUCUUUCACCAAAGGAAAGCCUAAAGAGCUUUUUUGACCUUAUCUUCGCUCCUGUUGCUGACCUGGUUCAUGGAAAUGACCUCAUUCUCGUUCCAGAAGGUCCAUUAUGUUUGGUACCCUAUGCAGCACUGAUGACCCCAAAGCAGGAGUAUCUGUGUGAGUCUCUAAAGAUCAGAUUGAUUCCGUCCUUGACUACUUUGAAAUUAAUCACUGAUUGUCCAGCUGACUUCCACAGUAAGACAGGUGCCCUUCUCGUGGGAGAUCCGUACCUAGAGGAAGUUCUCUAUAAAGGGAGAAAGUUGUGCGAGCUGCCAUAUGCAAAGAAAGAAGUUGAGAUGAUUGGAAGAAUCCUAGGAACCGCUCCCCUCAUUGGAAAAAUGGCGACUAAAGGAGAAGUAUUAAAGCGACUGUCCACGGUUGCUUUAGUGCACAUCGCUGCACAUGGCAAAAUGGAUACAGGAGAAAUUAUUUUGGCCCCAAACCCUGCUGAGGAAUCCCAUCAUCCUGAGGAGAAAGACUUUUUGUUGACGAUGGCGGAUGUGUUGGAAGCUAAGUUGCGGGCAAGAUUGGUUGUGUUGAGUUGCUGUCAUAGUGCUCAUGGAGAAAUAAAGGCUGAGGGAGUGGUUGGUAUUUCUCGAGCAUUUUUAGGUGCUGGGGCUCGUUCCGUUUUGGUGUCCCUCUGGGGAAUUGAUGACGAAGCCACUUUCCGAUUCAUGAAACAUUUGUAUAAAGAACUAGUUAAAGGAAGGAGGGUCAGUGAAGCUCUUAACCAAGCCAUGAAAUGUAUGAGAGAGUCUGAAGAGUUCGGGGAAGUAAAGUACUGGGCACCAUUUGUUCUCAUUGGGGAUGAUGUCACUCUGGAGCUAAAUGGAACUGAUUCAGUCUAGUCACCGCUGAAUAUGGUCGCUGCCCGAAGAAGAUAAAUGAAAACUACAAUUGUCAUUGUCCGUCAGUUAAGAUUAACAUGGGAAUGGAUCUUGAUGUGAUAAACCCUUUCAGUGCCAUGGCCGGUACUAUUCUGUAUUUCAAACAGCAUGAAAUAAAUCAAAAUUUAGGAGUUUGGAAAUAAUCUGGCUCUCUUUGCAUAGCAAAAGAUCAAUGUCACUAGGAAAAUUUUUUUUUAUCUGCUCAUGUUUGACAAAUCGUAACAAACCAUAGUCACUGGUUGGAUUUUAUAUGUUGUAACUUAUCAAAUUUAGGAGUUUGGAAAUAAUCUGGCUCUAUUUGCAUAGCGAAAGAUGAAUGUUAGUUGGCAGAAUUUUUUUUUUGAUCCGCUUGCUCUUUGACAAAUCGUAACAAACCAUAGUCACUGGUUUGAUUUUAUAUGUUGUAACUUAUCAAAUUUGAUAAUCAACUUGAUAGCAUACAUACACAUGAUUUAACCGUAUAAAUAUAUUGGUUUUAAAUUUAAUAACAAGUAAGAGUUUAGGUUUCAAAAAUGUGGACACUACACAGGCAGCGGAGGGCCUAGCACCCUAACCC
Molecule: messenger RNA, 3988 nt
Organism: Pocillopora verrucosa
Lineage: Eukaryota; Metazoa; Cnidaria; Anthozoa; Scleractinia; Pocilloporidae
Source: RefSeq, a predicted model, not a curated record